Molecule: messenger RNA, 3327 nt
Organism: Chrysochloris asiatica (Cape golden mole)
Lineage: Eukaryota; Metazoa; Chordata; Mammalia; Afrosoricida; Chrysochloridae
Gene: RASIP1
Product: Ras interacting protein 1
Exons: 12
Coding region: 219-3104 (961 amino acids)
Biological process (GO): negative regulation of Rho protein signal transduction; angiogenesis; regulation of GTPase activity
Cellular component (GO): cell-cell junction
Molecular function (GO): GTPase binding
Source: RefSeq, a predicted model, not a curated record
GCCAGCCUUAUCCAGAUCUCCUCCCCCAGGCCUGGUCCCCUCACAGGACGCCCCCUCCCCGCUCUUCCUGCCGGGUUUCCUCUGGCCUUUUCCUGUCCCCCACCCAGUGCUGGGAGGUGGGGCAGAGGCAAGGGCCGAAGCCCAGUUGUGGGAUCCUCAACCACCCAGGCCAUCGGAGCCAGGGCUCCCGAGUGCUGCCGGGACCCGAAAGAGGGGCAAUGUUAUCUGGGGAACGGAAGGAGGGCGGAAGCCCACGCUUCGGGAAGCUCCAUCUCCCAGUGGGCCUGUGGAUCAAUUCCCCCAGGAAGCAGCUUGCCAAGCUGGGGCGACGCUGGCCCAGCGCUGCCUCUGUCAAGUCUUCAUCUUCGGACACGGGGAGCCGCAGCAGCGAGCCCUUGCCCCCGCCGCCGCCGCACGUGGAGCUGCGGCGAGUGGGCGCGGUCAAGGCGGCCGGGGGAGCCUCUGGUAGCCGCGCCAAGCGCAUCUCACAGCUCUUCCGAGGCUCGGGUACCGGGGCCAUGGGAUCCGGUGGCGCGGGCGGCCCGGGGACUCCAGGGGGCGCGCAGCGCUGGGCCAGUGAAAAGAAGCUGCCGGAGUUGGCAGCUGGCUUGGCUCCCGAACCGGCUCUGGCUGUCCGUGCCACGGCGCCCCCCGGGGUCCUCAAGAUCUUCGGCGCCGGGCUGGCGUCGGGCGCCAACUACAAGAGCGUGCUGGCCACUGCUCGCUCCACGGCGCGUGAGCUCGUGGCCGAGGCGCUGGAGCGCUACGGGCUGGCCAGCAGCCCUAGCGGUGGCCCAGGCGAGAGCAGCUGCGUAGACGCCUUCGCACUCUGUGACGCGCUCGGUCGGCAGGCGGCAGGCAGUGGCGGCGAGUGGAGGGCAGAGCACCUGAGAGUGCUGGGCGAUGCCGAGCGCCCACUGCUGGUGCAGGAGCUGUGGCGGGCGCGACCCGGCUGGGUGCGGCGCUUUGAGCUGCGCGGUCGCGAGGAGGCGCGCCGCCUGGAGCUGGAAGUCUUUGGAGCUGCGGAUAACGAUGGCACGAGCGUCCCCUCGUGGCGGCCACAGAAGAACCGUUCUCGGGCGGCAUCAGGUGGGGCGGCCCUGGCCAGUCCUGGCCCAAGUUCAGGAUCAGUUACCCCGGCAGGGUCCGGGGGCAAGGAGCGCUCAGAAAACCUCUCCUUGAGGCGCAGCGUGUCGGAGCUCAGCUUACAAGGUCGCAGGCGGCGGCAGCAGGAACGUAGACAACAAGCACUGAGUAUGGCCCCAGGAGCAGCUGACGCCCAAAUUGGACCAGUGGACCCCAGCGACUACGACCAGUUGACCCAGUGCCUCAUUCAGGCCCCCAGCAACCGCCCCUACUUCCUGCUGCUCCAGGGUUACCAGGACGCCCAGGACUUCGUGGUAUAUGUGAUGACACGGGAGCAGCACGUGUUUGGCCGCGGUGGGAACUCAUCAGUCCGCGGCGGGAACCCAGCGCUAUAUGUGGACACCUUCCUCACCGCCCCGGACAUCUUGCCGCGUCACUGCACGGUGCGCGCGGGCCCUGAGCCACCAGCCACAGUGCGCCCAUCCCGGGGCGCCCCUGUUACGCACAACGGGUGCCUCCUGUUGAGGGAGGCCGAGCUGCACCCAGGCGACUUGCUAGGUCUGGGCGACCACUUCCUAUUCAUGUACAAAGACCCCCGCGCUGGGGGCUCGGGGCUGGCGCGGCCGCCCUGGUUGCCUGCACGUCCGGGGGCUGCGCCUCCAGGCCCGGGCUGGGCCUUCUCGUGCCGCCUGUGCGGUCGCGGCCUGCAGGAGCGCGGUGAGGCCCUGGCGGCCUACUUGGAUGGCCGCGAUCCCGUGCUGCGCUUCCGACCGCGCGAGGAGGAGGCGCUGCUGGGCGAGAUUGUGCGAGCCGCAGCCGCCGGCGCGGGAGACCUGCCACCACUCGGGCCAGCCACAUUGCUCGCGCUGUGCGUACAGCACUCGGCCCGAGAACUGGAGCUGGGCCACCUACCGCGCCUGCUGGGCCGCCUGGCACGUUUCAUCAAGGAGGCUGUUUGGGAAAAGAUAAAGGAAAUUGGAGACCGGCAGCCAGAGAACCACCCUGAGGGGGUUCCUGAGGUGCCCCUGACCCCAGAAGCUGUGUCUGUGGAGCUGCGGCCGCUUAUGUUAUGGAUGGCCAACACCACAGAGUUGCUGAGUUUUGUGCAGGAAAAGGUGCUGGAGAUGGAGAAGGAGGCUGACCAGGAGGACCCACAGCUCUGCAAUGACUUGGAAUUAUGUGACGAGGCCAUGGCCCUCAUGGAUGAAGUCAUCAUGUGUACCUUCCAGCAGUCUGUCUACUACCUCACCAAGACCCUGUAUUCAACAUUGCCUGCACUCCUGGACAGUAACCCCUUCACGGCUGGAGCAGAGCUGCCAGGGCCUGGGGCUGAACUGGGGGCCAUGCCUCCAGGGCUGAGACCCACCCUGGGUGUGUUCCAGGCAGCCUUAGAACUAACCAGCCAGUGUGAGCUGCACCCAGACCUUGUGUCUCAGACUUUUGGCUACUUGUUCUUCUUCUCCAAUGCAUCUCUUCUCAACUCACUGAUGGAACGAGGUCAAGGCCGACCUUUUUAUCAGUGGUCCCGAGCUGUCCAGAUUAGAACCAACCUGGAUCUUGUCCUAGACUGGCUACAAGGGGCUGGGCUCGGUGAUAUCGCCACUGAGUUCUUCCGGAAACUCUCGAUGGCUGUGAACUUGCUCUGCGUACCCCGCACCUCUCUGCUCAAGGCUUCAUGGAGCAGCCUCCGAACUGACCAUCCCACCCUGACCCCUGCUCAGCUCCAUCACCUGCUCAGCCACUACCAGCUGGGUCCUGGACGUGGGCCACCAUCCUCCUGGGACCCUCUCCCUGCAGAGAGAGAUGCUGUGGACACAGGGGACAUCUUCGAAAGCUUCUCCUCCCAUCCUCCACUUAUUCUGCCCCUGGGCAGUUCGCGCCUACGUCUCACAGGUCCUGUGAUUGAUGACGCCCUGCACCGUGAACUGCGCAGGCUCCGCCGCCUCCUCUGGGACCUUGAGCAGCAGGAGCUGCCGGCCAAUCACCGACACGGACCUCCCGUGGCCACACCUCCUUGAAGACCAAUAACAAGCAAGCGCGGGAACCCUAAAAAAAUUCAUCGGCUCCUACUCACUGGAGCCCGUCUGAGAGCAGAGCUUUCUGGGAGUUGUGGUUCUAUCCUCCGUAUGGCAUGCUGGGAAUUUGAGUUUUGGGGGAGCCGAUGAUGGGACUAUGUGAAAAUACGGGCUUGGAAUAUUUUGAGUACAAAGGAGUAAAUAAAGGUAUCUGUGGCAUUGGCAA